Molecule: messenger RNA, 942 nt
Organism: Colletotrichum higginsianum IMI 349063
Lineage: Eukaryota; Fungi; Ascomycota; Sordariomycetes; Glomerellales; Glomerellaceae
Exons: 5
Coding region: 1-942 (313 amino acids)
Source: RefSeq, a predicted model, not a curated record
AUGCUCCUCAGGCUCAUCUUCCCAGCUGCUUCUCCCGUCGACCGAACUCUCUCCGUUCUCGGCGGGCACUACACCAUCUCCUUCUCUUCCAGCAGUCUCUGGCUACGUUGCAUUCCGAUUCUCCAGCGUGUCCCACGCUGGAUGGUACCGACCCUGUGUAUUGCCGCCGAUGUCCAAAGCAGUUCACGGACAUUCUGCAACUUCGCAUACAUAUUGAGUCGGACCAUCGCUGCCAAUGCCCUUGCGACGCCUGCUUGGGCGUGUCGCCUGGCCCCUGUCAGGUACCACGCCCCGAGUUUGCGUGUCCUUGCGGCUCGACAUUCAACAGCAGGUCGCAGAAAAAGUGGAGGGAACACCGCAGGCACCUCGACCGCCGACAGGUUCAAUGUCGAUGCGGCGAGAUCCUGCGCGAAGACCGCGUCGACGAACAUUUCAAGAACUGCCGUCAAGGAGGCAAGCAUCCCACCGCCUCGUGUUCACCAAUCAGGAAGACUUCCUUCGUCACUUCAACACCAAAUGCAAGGGACGGAGGCCCGGACGACCGAAGAAGAGGAAAAGUACUUCGAAAUGAAGCAGAACCACUGGAACACCCUCACCGAUCUUGGGGGAUGCAAGAACGAGCCGUUCGUUGUUAUUAGUUGGCGACUCACCAUAUCUCCGACCCGGUGGGCCGAACAUGAACGUUUCUUAGAUGAUCUAUGGGUUACGAACCCUCGGCGCAACGAUGUGGUUCUUCGCAACGGAGGCAUCCCUUCGCGAUAUGACCGAAAGGUUGAGCAAGGCCACUCGCUUGCGCUGACUUGCCAACGACCUGACGCGAUGCCCCCUUUCCAAGGCUUUCGCUCCCAGGACUACAAAGGAGGAGAAGGAUGGGCAACAAGUGGAAGGUGCACCUUUUGCCCAUCAAGAUACCCUGAUUUCGACUUUGAAUACGACGAUUGA